AAAGACAAGGAGUUGCUGGAAAAAAUUAUUCUCGAAAAAUAUUUUUCACAGCUGUGCUUUUAAUAACAAUUAUUUGGAUUUGAGUCUUUGCUGGAUAGAUUUACCUUAAAACAGCAAAAAUUUUUAUAUAAUUUGGGAAUUAUUCAAAUUGAGAAACGUAUCAAUCAAGGAUAUAUGCAGUUUGAAUUUAAUUACAUUAUUUGUGAUUAUUUUACAUUUUGUGAGUUAUAAAAAUUGUUUAAAGGAUUAUAAUUUCGGAAAAAUUGCAAUUUAUAAUCUCAUUUUUUCUGAAGAAUUAUAGAUUCGAUGCCAAGUUGCAAAAGAGAUUAACACUAUGUUUUUAUUCGACAUGCCAAAUAUUUUCAAGUUUAGCCUGAUAGCGUGCUUCUGUGCUGCACUAUCUAUGACUGUAGCACUGAAGUGUUUCAGAUGUGGAAAGUACACACCAGAUGGCGCAGGUUCUGUGAUUCCUUGCUACACUUUUAACGAAACUGACCUUAAAGAGUGUCACACGUGGGACAGGUACUGUCUAAAAUAUUUGAAUGAAGGAAUUAUCGUUCGAGAUUGUGUGCAGGAAUGCAAACCAGGAAUUCAGGAACUUUCUGAGUUCUUCUGCUGCGAAGAGGAUGGCUGUAAUACUGCUAGCGUCCAGAGAUAUGGAUGGACAAUCGCUUUCGCGUUUGGCCUCACUUUCUUGAUGCGAUUUAUGAGCAUCGAACUUUGAAAAAUCGAGCCAAAUGGAACAUUAUGAUAAAAAAAAUGGUCAAAGCAAAACAUAACUCACGUUGCACAAGUGCCACCAUUUCUUUCCUCUGUUUUACACUUUUUUUUUUCAUUUUAUAUAUUUUGACUGGUUUGGAAAAAAAAUGCGUUUUCUCUCUUCGCGUAAAGAAUGUGAAUAUUUUAGUCAGACAGUGAUUGGAUGAGAAAAAAAGGCAGUUUUGUAAGAUUGGUAUUAAUUUUUUGUAAUUGCAAAGUCUGGUCAUCGUGUUGUAAUUUCCUUUCAGCUAGUAAACUUAUAAUAGUGAUGAGUUGAAAUUCAAUGUGUGAAAAGAUUAAUAGUUCUAAUGAAAUUCACAAACAGUUCUGAAGAUUUAUAUUUCUAAUUUACCACAUUAACUAUUCUAAAGAAUUAUAGUUACGAUUACGCACAAUAGCAUUUACUUGAAGCAGUUUUGGUUGGAUUAAUUUACCAAUAAGUCAUUCUCAAAUCAGAUCCUGGUUGUGAUAACAUUUGUUUUAUUGUGAUUCAUAUUCCUUAUAUUUAAUAAGGCUCUAAUGAAAUCCUUAAUCUGUCAAAUUAUGAAAUGACAAAUAAUUUUAAAUUCAAGACUCAUUUGAAAACAAUAUUUGUCUUAUUGUUAUUCAUAUUCUUUCAUUUUAAUAAGGUUCCAAUUAAAACAUUUAUGCUGUUAAAUUACAUAAGUGACGAAUAUUAGAAAUUCAUAAGGCAUAUGGAAACAAUAUUUAUCUUAUUGUUAUAAUUUUUUACUUUCAAUAAGGCUCUAAUGAAAUCCUUUAUCGUGUCAAAUGAUAAAGUGACAAAUAUUAGAAAUUCAUGACUCGUAUAGAAAUAAUAUUUGUCUUAUUGUUAUUUACAUUCUUCAAUUUUAAUAAGGCUCCAAUGAAAACUUUUAGGCAGUUAAAUUAUGAGGUGACAAAUAUCAGAAAUUCAUGACUCAUAUGCUAUAUAUCUUAAAGGAUUUUUUCACGUGAGAAAGCUUUGAUUGGAAUAAUUGGCGAAGAAAUUAUUUCAAUCAAAUUAAUCUUGCAAUUACAUUGUUUUACUCAUACAAAUUUUACUAGGCUUUACUAGGCUAAGCUUUUUCUGAGCCAUAUUAUGCCGUAACAAGAAUUAGAAACUCAUGAGUCAUGCGUUAACAAUCAUACAUAGACUGAUAAAAUAAGUAUAUAUUAUUUAAUUUCUAAGUAUUUAACCAUUAUUAGCAGUGUUAUUAAAUUAAAAGUAUCGUAAAUGAAGAAAUUUGAUGUGAUUCCUGAAAGAAUCUGUGAUUAGAAAUCAUGAAUAAUCAACAUGAAUGUGACUUAGUGUUGCCAUGCCAUACGAGAAAAAACUUUUCUGAAAGAUUUUUCAUAUAUAAUAUAAUUUCGAAUUUCCAAUUAUUAUA
This is a messenger RNA of Parasteatoda tepidariorum (common house spider), 2129 nucleotides long. RefSeq lists its product as uncharacterized. NCBI's taxonomy places the organism in Eukaryota, Metazoa, Arthropoda, Arachnida, Araneae, Theridiidae. The record is from RefSeq and is a predicted model, not a curated record.